UCGGCCCGUCGCUAGUAGAGUUGGUACUAUCUCCACGGACGGAGCUUGCGGUUCGUCGGUUCGCUAGAUGUUGAUGCGUUGUUGAGCUGUUGUUUCUUUCGGUCGUCGUCGUCGUAUCGCGGUCUUGCCGUACGCGCUUCGGGCGUAAUCUGUGUCAGCGGUGUAAUUCGCGGAUAUUUAUGGGUGUUUUCCGACGGAUCUUCGAUCGAAGGGAUUACGCGAAAGUUUCUGUAGUGCAGUGAUGUAGUGUACACCCGCUACGCGGUAUAUUCUUGUAGAGUUGAUUGGAAGAAGCCUUCGCGUUCAACCUCCAAGGAGGGUCAAGAAAGAGCAAGAGAGAGUUAGGGAGUUGUGGGAGAGCCGCCGCCGCGCACGACACACACAGGUGAGAGUGAACGGGAGAGCUGCACACAGCAGAGGUCCAGCAGGAAGAUUCCGGAAUCGCGGGCAGGCUGGAAGAAGCAGUGCUGUGUGUGCUUCAUGUUUUCGUCGUUUGUGGUUGUGCACUUGGACGGGGUCAAUCCCGAGAAGAAAGCCUACAAGUGUGCCAAUCCUGUAGAGUGAUUCGUUGUUCAUACGGCUCCCUCCAAGAUCUGCCAUAGCUGUCAAAAGGUGAUUCGCGGUGGAGGUCGCGCAAUGUUAUUGUUUUGAUUUCGUCGUGUGUGGGUGGUGUUGUUCAGCUGUGUGCCGUAUCGAAUUAACCCUGGAGUUCAACCGAAGCUCACGGUGCCGUAACGCAAAUUGUGUGCGAUAAUAGUUUAUGAAAAAUUCAACAAAUCAAGUUGGUGGCGUCAAGUCGUUCGGAAAGUGAAAUGAAAGUCCGAAAGUGAUUCAACUUGGCUGAAGAUCAAAUCGCAGAAAAUCCGUACGAAGAAGCUUUGUGUUGCUGUGUUCAAGUGAUGUUGUUCCAGCGUUGUGUGUGCUCAGGUGUACAAAGCCCACCUUCCUUACUUCAUCACAUCUCCGCGCAUAAGGCUGUGAGCGUGUGAUGCUGAGGCUAACGAGCAAAAAGGGAAUCAUUACAACAACAACAACGUAACACCGACAAGUGAAACUCUCUGAACAGGUCGUCCCGGAUCUUGGCCGCAACACACCUCGUCAAGAUGAACAACAACACGUCCCGCUCGCAUCUGCAGUCGCUGUUCAACAACUCGCUGGCGAUCCGCCAGGAGAUUCAGCGCUUCGAGAGCGUCCACCCGUCGAUCUACGCGAUCUAUCAUCUGAUCGACCUGCUGGACGACAGCCAGGUGGCGUCGCAGAUACGCGACCAUGUCGUGUGCAUUGAAGAUUCCUUCGUCAACAGCCAGGAGUGGACGAUCUCACGGUCCGUGCCGGACAUUCGGCUCGGCAUCGUUGGCAGCCUCAGCUCGGGCAAGUCGGCGCUGGUCCACCGGUACCUCACGGGGUCCUACAUGCAGGAGGAGUCCCCGGAGGGCGGCCGCUUCAAGAAGGAGAUCCAAAUCGACAACCAGAGCUACCUGCUGCUGAUCCGGGACGAGGGCGGACCGCCGGAAAUGCAGUUCGCCGCCUGGGUCGACGCCGUCAUCUUCGUGUUCAGCCUGGAGAACGAGUCCAGCUUCAACGCCGUCUACACCUACUAUACCAAAAUGUCCCACUUCCGGAACAGUGCGGAGAUUCCGAUCAUCCUGGUCGGGACGCAAGACGCCAUCAGCGAACGAUCACCUCGGGUCAUCGACGAUUCCCGGGCGCGCAAGCUGGCCCAAGAUCUGAAACGGUGCACCUACUACGAAACGUGUGCCACCUACGGGCUGAACGUGGAACGGGUGUUCCAGGACGCUUGCCAGAAGAUUGUCCAGCAGCGUCUGUCGACGGGUUCGGCCAUCACACCGACCAAUUCACGGCCAACGACGCCGCAGGGCACCCGACUUGGGGUGGCCAGUUUCCACGCGACCUCCGUUCCUAGCCCGACCAACGGGUUCUCCGGCUCGUCGAGUCCGGCCAGCGGUCUCACCAUGAGCAGUUCCUCGCCAAGUCACCAGCAGCAGCAGCAGCAACAGUCUGGACAGAAUCAGGGUAACAUGACACUACCGCAUCGACACCACGCUCUUUCGGCCUCGAGCCACCACAUUCCGAUCAAGAUCAGCCAGGAGAUGCUGGCGAGUGAGAGUCAUCUGAUUGGACAGCGGGAUUCGCAUCCGCCGGCCAAGUGGGGAACCAUUUCGCACGGGACCUCCCAGCAGGCAUUGUUGGCGUUGACCAACGAGAACAACAACAUCGCCAAGUUUGUUCCGCCGACGCAUCCGGUGUCGAGCGAUGGGCUCCAACCGCUGGGGUUGAUAUCGGGAAAGGACUCGGGAGGGAGUAGCGGAGGGGGGAAGGACAAGGAGCUGCCGACUCCAACGUCUACGCCGACGACGUCGCGGAAGAGCCGACGAAGAUCGAAUCUGUUCAUUCCUUCCUCGUCGAAGAAGGAACAACAGGAUAAAAUCAAGAACGGAGAGCUGGGAAGUGGCCGGGCCAUUCCCAUCAAGCAGGGAUACUUGUACAAACGGAGCAGCAAAUCGCUGAACAAGGAGUGGAAGAAGAAGUACGUGACGCUGUGCGACGAUGGGCGGUUGACGUACCAUCCGUCGUUGCACGACUACAUGGACGACGUCCACGGGAAGGAGGUCUCGCUGCAGUACGUCACGGUUAAGGUCCCCGGUCAGAAACCUCGAGGCUCCAAGUCGAUCAUCACCAACAGUGCGCUGACCGGUGCGAACCUGGCGGCCGGUAUGAACGGCAAAUCUACGAGUAGCAACGGGUUGACCGAAGGCAUCGGUGGUCUGUCCCUUGCCAAGGAUCGCAAGAUCACCGAGAAGGUCCUGCUGACGGCCUUCGACACCCUGCGGGAACCCGUCAAGUCCAACUCGCAGACCAGCGGCGACGAGGGCAUCGUCAUCAGCAACAGCAACUCGCAGAGCUUCAUCGGCUCGGACGGCAACUCCAGCAAGCUGGACGCCCAAACGCCGAACGUCAAGAAGCGACACCGCCGGAUGAAGAGCAGUGGCGUGGGGAAGAACAACGAGUACGACGAUUCCGACGGGUUCGAGUUCUACAUCGUCUCGCUGGACAACAAGCAGUGGCACUUUGAGGCGUCCAACUCGGAGGAGCGCGAUGAGUGGGUGUCGGUGAUCGAGCAGGAGAUCUUCAAGUCGCUGCAGGGCAUCGAGUCAAGCAAGUCUAAGCCGCUGAACCCCAGCGACAUUGCCUCGAUGCAGUCGAUCCGGAGUCGGGUGCCGGGGAACGGGUACUGCGUGGACUGUGAUUCGCCGAAUCCCGAAUGGGCAAGCUUGAAUCUCGGAGUGCUAAUGUGUAUCGAAUGCUCGGGUGUGCACCGAAAUCUUGGCUCUCACAUCAGCAAAGUGAGGUCCCUCGGACUGGAUGAGUGGCCUCCCGGCCACCUCAGCGUGAUGCUCGCCAUCGGCAACAGCCUCGCCAACUCGGUCUGGGAGUCGAACACGCGCGGCCGGGUGAAACCGACGCCGGCGAGCUCGCGGGAGGAAAAGGAAGCCUGGAUCCGGCACAAGUACGAGGCGAAAGAGUUCCUGCCGGCGUUCAACGCGGCGCCCCCGAUCGGGCAGCAGCUGCGCGAGGCGGUGGUGCGGUCGGACAUGAAGGCGAUCAUCAUUCUGCUGGCGAACGCGUCGAACGAGCACAUCAACUCGACCGUCAGCAAUCGGGACCUGCGGACGCCGCUGCACCUGGCGUGCGCCAUCGGCAACCUGGCCAUCUCGCAGCUGCUGAUUUGGCACCACGCCAACCUGAAGCACAUCGACCACGAGGGCCGGUCGUGUCUGACGUACGCGAAGGCGGCCAACUCGCUGGCCGCGGCCCGCCAAGCAAGCAAUACCCCGCACCACGUGAACGUCGAGACGACGGCGGCGCUCGUCGACCUGCUGGCCAGCCUCGGCUGCACCGACCCGGCGCCGUUCACCGCCAGCGGAACGCUCCCGCGGCGGCGGGAAACCAUCGACCAGGGCACGUUCGAGAAGUUUUCGUCGAAUAUUAUUUAGGGAGAUGAUCUUUAGGAAAGAGAAACCUAGUUUUAAAUUAUAUUCGAUAUAUAUUAUACGUUCAAAACCAAUGUGAUCCCUCUAUUUAAAAAAUAUUCAUCAGAGAAGGAGAAAUUAGUAGACAGAUGAGCGUAGAACUUUUUUUUUUUUUGGUUUUAUUUAUCCUCGAACGAUAGUUUCAUUUAUUCGAAAGCAAACACGGUAGAAAAGAUCUAGUUAAUUAUUGUUUAAGUUGUGACAGGCUAAACCUAACGAUAGAAGGAAAAACGGAACCUCGUGUAAGAUAUUUGGAUUGGAACGUUUAAAUUUUGUUUUUAUGUAUAGUUCUUUUGUAUUUUAUUGUGCUAAUUUUAUGCUUCGAUCCCGUGUAAAUAUCCUGUAAGCAAAAAAACACUGUAAAUUUAACUGUUCCCGCCCAACUCGGUUACGCAAACUAUAUUCGCUCUCGUUUAAACUAUUUGUAUAAUUUUAGAAGAAAAUCGCACCGUCUACUUAAACGGAAGAAUCACCACACAGUACACAGUUGAUUUUAAUCACCACAUUCUUUCGUUCUUUAUUAUUCUUAUAGUUUCAAUUCACUGUUACAUUACCUCUUUGUUGUACAAUUCCCUCUUUAUUACAGAAUCUAACCUUAAUCGAAUAUUUCACCAACCCUCCCCACUGACUGUUUUCCAUUCGUUCCAUUAGUUCUGUAGAAGCUCAUUUCUUGUGUCAUCCCCAAGUCCCCCCAAAGAAUGCCAAAUUGUAGCGUGCAGCACUUAACAAAGUUACACUCACAAAACAAACUACAAACCUGCUUGAGAAUCUAACCAACAAACAAAUUACGUUUAGCAAAUUAUAACAACAUAGCAAAAGCAAAACAAAAACUGCACCAUAUUAAACAACAAAAACAAAACAAAAGUUCUAGCGCGUUGAAAGCAAAUAAAAUUUACCAAAACAAGCAAACAUAUUCUUAUCAAACACCGCAGAUCCCGUAGAAGUGAUUGAACUGAUUGCUAAACUGUGAAGAAGGAAAACCCCCCGUAGAUGAGGCGAAACUUUCGGACUAACCACAAACAAGCAAGUGAAACAAUGAUAGACAAAACAAACAAAUACAGUUGUUAGAAGAAAAAACACAAACACACGAUUAUAUUGUACUCUCCCUCACACAAAGUUAGAAAACCGCGCUGAGCACACUUUCCUUAAAUCUUCUUGAAAACAGAAACAAACACUCACAACCCUACAAAAACUCUGUACCACUACGAUAGGCAAUAGGAUAGUGUAGAGAACAAACAGAAGAAAACAGACAAACAAAACAGGCGGAAAAAACAAAAGAAAACAACUAAUCUAAAGAAUAUGCGAUGGCUGAUGAAAUAAAACAAAAUUAUUC
Culex quinquefasciatus (southern house mosquito) is the source of this 5385-nucleotide messenger RNA. It is a transcript of the gene CenG1A, whose product is annotated as centaurin-gamma-1A. Gene Ontology annotation, cellular component: nucleus. The coding region runs from base 1104 to 4016 and encodes 970 amino acids. The transcript has 9 exons. The record is from RefSeq and is a predicted model, not a curated record. Gene Ontology annotation, molecular function: protein binding; GTPase activity; GTPase activator activity. NCBI's taxonomy places the organism in Eukaryota, Metazoa, Arthropoda, Insecta, Diptera, Culicidae.